AUGUCGUCCGAAAAACGUCCAACAACUUCUGAAAAUUCCGAGGAAGCAGAUGGUGAAGAUUGGAUAGGACCAAUGCCGUCUGAAGCUGCAAAACCUAAACCUAAGAAACGAAAAGUUUUAGAGUUUGAGUCUUUAUACCUUGAAAAUUUACCAUCAUCGGAAACGUAUGAACGGAGUUAUAUGCACAGAGAUGUAGUUACACAUGUAGUUGUGACCAAGACCGACUUUAUUGUUACUGCUAGCCAAGAUGGCCAUCUGAAGUUUUGGAAGAAACAGGAGGAAGGAAUUGAGUUUGUGAAACACUUCCGCUGUCACUUGGCUCCAAUUAGUCAUGUUGCUACAAAUAGCACUGGCACACUUCUUUGUACCACCUCCCCAGAAAAGACUGUUAAAGUAUUUGAUGUGGUCAAUUUUGAUAUGAUCAAUAUGAUUUCCAUAGAAUUUGAACCAUACUGUGCGGAAUGGGUGCACUCUGCAGGUGAUCCUAUUUCAGCAUUAGCUAUAUCAGAAAAAUCUUCAAACAAAAUCCACGUGUUUGAUGGUACACAAAGUUCAGGCACCCCCUUGCAUACAUUUGAAACACUUCAUCAAAGUGUGGUGGCAACUAUAGUGUAUAACCCAGUUUUUGAAGUAGCAGUCUCUGUUGACAAGGCUGGCAUCGUAGAGUACUGGACGGGACCAAAACACGAGUUCCAGUUUCCGAGAAAUGUGAAUUUCCAGUCCAAAUUGGAGACAGACCUGUUUGACUUUGUUAAGAAUAAGACAUAUCCUACAGCAUUAGCAUUUUCACCAGAUGGCAAGAAGAUGGCUUCAAUCAGCUUAGACAGGAAGGUGCGUGUGUUCCACUUCCUGUCCGGCAAGCUACACAAGGUUUUGGACGAGAGCCUGCAAAGGUUCCAGGACUUGCAACAUCAAGUACAGCAGUUACCCAAUAUGGAGUUUGGUCGAAGAAUGGCGACAGAGCGCGAGCUGGAGAAGUCUGAAUCCAUUCACCUCGCCAACGUAGUGUUCGAUGCGAGCGGCCAUUUCGUGUGCUAUGCCACCAUGUUGGGCGUGAAAGUGGUCAACCUGGUCACAAACAGGUGCGUGGCCAUGCUCGGAAAACCUGAGAAUUUGAGGCCGUUGCACCUCGCGCUGUUUCAGGGCCGGACAAAUCAAUCAAAAGUAGCAACAACCUUAGAGAUGGAAGGUUCUGAGAACCCUACCUUGCUCAAUGUGAAGACUGACCCCACGCUGUUCUGCAGUGCUUACAAGAAGAAUCGCUUCUACAUGUUCUCGCGACGAAGUCCAGACGACGUGAAGAGCCCCGACGCCGACCGGGAUAUCUUUAACGAGAAGCCGUCAAAAGAAGAUAUUAUCUCUGCUACUGAGGGCCAAGGCGUGCAGCGCAUCUACGAGCAGGCGGUGCUGCACACGUCUCUAGGCGACGUGCACAUCCGGCUGUUCGGUGCCGACGUGCCGCGCGCCGCCGAGAACUUCUGCGCGCUCGCACGCAGCGGCUACUACAACGGACACGUGUUCCACCGCGUCAUACGCGGCUUCAUGGUGCAGACCGGCGACCCCACCGGCACCGGAACGGGUGGGGAGAGCAUAUGGGGGGGCGAGUUCGCGGACGAGUUCCGGCCGCACCUGAAGCACGACCGGCCCUACACCGUGAGCAUGGCCAACGCCGGCCCCAACACCAACGGCAGCCAGUUCUUCAUCACGCUGGCGCCAACGCCGUGGUUGGACAACAAGCACACGAUAUUCGGGCGAGUGGUGCGCGGAAUGGAGGUGGUGCAAAACAUCGGCAACGUGAAGACGAAUCCCAAGACCGACAAGCCGUACGACGACGUGCGGAUCAUCUCCGUCACAGUCAAAUGA
Molecule: messenger RNA, 1863 nt
Organism: Parnassius mnemosyne (clouded apollo)
Lineage: Eukaryota; Metazoa; Arthropoda; Insecta; Lepidoptera; Papilionidae
Source: the annotation of a GenBank genome assembly